Molecule: messenger RNA, 2121 nt
Organism: Mesorhabditis belari
Lineage: Eukaryota; Metazoa; Nematoda; Chromadorea; Rhabditida; Rhabditidae
Source: the annotation of a GenBank genome assembly
AUGUACGCCUCAAAGCGACGGCAACGGAAUUUCAAGAGAGUUCGAGAGCCACAACGCCAGCAAGGUGCCUCAAAUCCGUCUAAAAGGCAUAGAGAGCGUCUAAACGGUGAACUGGAGACAGUAGCUUGUCUGCUUCCCUACGAUCCGUCAACGAUCUCCCGCCUUGAUAAACUCUCCGUUUUGCGACUAGCUGUUGCAUAUCUUCAAGUCAAAGCACACUUUAGUGCCUGCGUCCAUUCGACUUGCGGCUUCCAAGCGUCGACUUCUGUACCCCUUCUCUUCACACAUGCCUAUCAGUUUUUGCCCUCACCAAACCCAUUCUCGGCACACAUUCCAACCCUGGUUGAUUCUGGCACCGGCAUCCCGCUCAUUGACAGUGAGGAGCGCUUUUUCGAGGCAAUCUCGAUGAAGGCUCUUGGCGGUUUCGUGCUUGUGCUGAAUGGUGAGGGUGACGUCUUCUACGUAUCGGAGAAUGUCGAGAAUUUUCUCGGUUUCCAUCAAUCCGAUCUUUUGCAUCAAUCGCUUUUCGAGCUCAUCCAUUCGGAAGACCGUGACGACAUUCGGCAGCAGCUUGAUCCAGCCUUCGGUGUCCCAGCAGGAUGCUCUUCUGUGCAAGAUCUCUUAGCAUCAGACAAUCUGCACUACUUGGAGCGCAAUGUGAACGCGCGUUUUCGUUGUCUACUCGAUAACACUUGUGGCUUCUUGAGGAUGGAUGUUCGGGGGAAACUUUUAUCCCUUCACGGCAUUCCCCAAUCGUUUCCGGUGGCCGGCCGCACUCCGCCCAUAGCCACCAUUGGACUUGUCGCCAUUUGCACACCCUUCGUCCCGCCAAGUAAUGCUGAUUUACCGUCAGAAGAUCUCAUUCUCAAAUCGAAACACCAAUUAGACAACACUCUCGUUAGCAUGGACCCAAAAAUGCAUCACAUUUUGGAGCUCUGCGACGCCGAUUUACCCGUCUCUUUCUAUGAACUCAUUCAUCCCGACGACGCGACUUGUAUGGCUGAAGCGCAUAAAGAGGUGUCCAAGAGUGGCUCAUCGGGACUGUUGAUCUAUCGGCUGAUCUCGGCGAAGUCGAGGAGGAUUUACUUUGUGCAAUCGUCGUGUCGAAUGUUCUACAAAAACGGGAAAGCCGAUUCGAUUGGGUUGACGCAUCGAGUGUUGAACGAAGUGGAGGGGUCGAUGCUGCUUGAAAAGCGCUCGUCACUGAAAGCGAAACUGCUCUCAUUUGAUGAUUCACUCCUGCAAUCACCCAGGAAUUUGCAGUCAGCCGCCGCUUUACCCUCAAUCGGCACGAUGUCGACGAACCGAGACUCAAUCGACGAUGAGGAAACCAACCAAUCCGAUCCACAAACGAUCCCGACUUGUCCCUCAAAAAGCCCAACAAUCGCUCCAUCUGUUAUUCAAACAGGACGCAAACGGAAAGCAAAAGCGACAGCAAUUACUGCUCUAUCGAAUGGAGAAAUUUUGGGUUGUGUGGAUGGAGAUCGAAGCGAGGGACGAGGGAUUUCUGGAAAUGAGACGAAUAUCUGGGCGUCUCCACUUCAAUCCACUUUACAUUUAACGGCUCCACAAUGCGAUGACAGACUGAAUGGACUUCAAUUAACCCCUCAAUGUACUCAAUUACCGUCAGAGUUGCUCGCUUGGCAACCAGCAACCACUAACGAGUGGAAUCCUGUUGAUUUAUGCAAUUCAGGAAUCUAUCCAACAAAUUUUUCAAUGACCUAUCCACCGAUUUUCCCGUCAUUCCCUGAAGUUUUGCCUGGAUUCGACUAUCAUUGGCCAGCUGCAAACGACAACCUCUCAAUUCAAUCGUCAAUGUGUCACUUGGAUGAGUCAACCGUCAAACACUCAGUGAUACACUACCCUAUUGGGGAGAAGAAGCUUCCUCUAAACCAACCCAAUCACUUGCUUGAGCCACAUUCAGUCAUUGUGACACCGCGAACCGAUCAUCAAACAUUUCCAUCAAAUAAUCGAUUAUGUGGAGAGUUACAAUUUGGACAAUCUACAGACAGUCUUCCCUCAAUGCAUCACUCAAUGCAUCCUUUACCAUCCACAAAUCCCAAUCAUUUUGCGUCUUUCAUCUCCGAAGCAACCAACACUCUUCUUGGACCGUUACCGAUU